AUGGAAAGUCUUGAAAGAAGUCUGAAUAAUGUUUCUAUAGACGAUGCACCAUGGCGCCCACAUGAACAGCAACCAUUAUGGAGUAACAACGGUAUUCAACAACAGCAGCAACCCCGAGCCUGGGCGCCGCCCGUUCAACCACAGUUUGCAAAUAGAUCUCCUUGGCAGCAAGAUUCAAAUGAGAUUGAGCAAAAUGUGAAUGAAGCCCUCGGGUUAAGUGGUAUGGCAGCAAAUCCGCCUCAAUGGGGUGGUAUGCCAAACUCAGAAUACGACAAACAAAUAUGGGCAGAUCCAACAAGCGAUGUCCAAUAUCCACCACCGCCACCACAUGCCCCAUUCGGUGCAUUGAAUGGACUCGGAGGGCCAUCUGCCGAUUGGUCAAUGGGAUCACAGCCACACAACCCUGUAUGGAGCAAUGGGGGCAUGGGAAAAGAAUCUGAUGAGUUCUGGAAACAACAACAGCCACAACAACAGCAGCAUUAUCCAAUGCCACUUCUCCAAGGAGCAUGGAAUCCACGAGGAAUGAAUCAUGGACCACCAGGACAAGGACCACGUGGAGGACCAAUGAUGCAACAACAGGACUAUCAGUGGGGAGGACCAAACAACAUGGGUGGAAACAAGCAAAUGAACAGACCAUGGGGACAAGACAAUAACCGUGGAAUGUCUGGAAUGCCACCACGAAACGGUCGUCCAAACCACAAUCAAGGAAGAUACUCUGGAAAUAUGCAAGGAGGAGUUGAUGUGUCUGUUCCACCACCAAUGGAUAUGCAUAUGGGCGGAGGAAUGGGUGGAAUGAGAAAUAUAGGAGCACCAAAUGGUGGACACGGUUCCUGGAAAAACAAUAAUUCUGGAGGUGGAAAUGGUGGACACGGUGGCCAACGGAAUUACAACAACCGCGGUGGAAUGGGACACAAUGGAGGUGGAAACCAAGGAGGAAACAAUAUGUGGAAUAAUGCAGGAGGAAAUGGUGGAGGCAACGGAGGAAACAUGCAACAGUACAUGGGAGACCAGUCCUACAACAACGCCUCAUCGUUCCCAAUUGGUGGAGCUUCUGAUGAUCUCACUCUUUCUGUUUGGCAUGAUCCAAACGGAGAGCUCAAAAAAUGGCAGAGAGACACUGGAGUUUCAUACUGGGGAGAUCCGGAGAAGCAGACCGAACGUACCAUCAACCUUUGGAUUGUUGCUGAAGGAGCCGACGAGGAUUUGGAAUCUGCUCUAAAUCGGUGCCCAGUACCACAGAAAAAGGGAGAAGAUAAUCAACGAUUCCCAUUCCCUGUGCCUGCCAAACGGCCAAUUGUAGUAACUGGAUGGGGAGAGCUCCCAGAGAACGAUCCAAACAACCCAACCAAGAGCGAGUCGACCAUCUUCGAUGAGAACAACAGAUGGAACGACGUGCCCACUGAGCAGAACCCGUGGUAUCUACCAAACCACAACGCAACCACAUUCUCCAGCGACAACACCACUGGAUCCUGGGUACAAGGCGGAACCAUCCCACUGAAUGAGCCAGGAAGCAACCAAGUUGCUGUAGCAGAAAUGCUUAAGAACGCUGUGGACAAAGGUUAUUUGGACCAGAGUGUGCCAAUGUUGGCCAAUCUUCCACCAACUGUACUUCAAUACGUCAACAUGUUGCUUGUGAAGAUUCCAGCUUUGGAGAGUGUUGAUAAUGAGUUGAAACAAAUUGUGGAUGCUUCAAAGCCAGAUGACACGACGGAGAUUGAUCCCCAGAACCCAUCAAAGUAUAUGAAUGACAGCCAAAAGCUCGAGUACAACCGUCUGAUCAUCGAAGUCACAACUGCAAAGAUUGAGGUGCAAGACUACUCCAAAAAGGUUAACCGUGCACUCGUUGAAGCCGGUAUCGUGCAACCACAAGAACAACGUGCGCCUGCUGCUGUCCCAACAUCAGAAGAGUACCACUACUCGUUCUUAGAAUAG
Messenger RNA from Caenorhabditis remanei, 1932 nucleotides. RefSeq lists its product as uncharacterized. The transcript is spliced from 6 exons. NCBI's taxonomy places the organism in Eukaryota, Metazoa, Nematoda, Chromadorea, Rhabditida, Rhabditidae. The record is from RefSeq and is a predicted model, not a curated record. Bases 1 to 1932 code for a protein of 643 amino acids.